This is a messenger RNA of Caretta caretta (loggerhead turtle), 1522 nucleotides long. RefSeq names its product serine/threonine-protein kinase PDIK1L-like. The record is from RefSeq and is a predicted model, not a curated record. Lineage: Eukaryota; Metazoa; Chordata; Testudines; Cheloniidae. Gene Ontology annotation, cellular component: cytoplasm; phagophore assembly site; phagophore assembly site membrane. Gene Ontology annotation, molecular function: protein serine/threonine kinase activity; ATP binding. Gene Ontology annotation, biological process: reticulophagy; positive regulation of autophagy; peptidyl-serine phosphorylation.
GGGCACCGGCCGGGUAGGUCCGCGCGGGGCGGUAACCGCUGCGGCAGAGCCGGGUCUUUUCCCCGGCCUGAGGGGAGCCAAGCAGGCGCGGGGGGAUUUUCCUGCAGGUGAAAGUCUGAGGAGUGUUAUGACUUCAAAGGUCUUUUUUGUCUGUUGCCCAUUGGGCCACAAAAAGAUAUGGCUGCAGAAGCUAAGUACAGCAUUGUAAGGGAAGUGGGCCGAGGGAGCUAUGGGGUAGUUUACGAGGCAGUUGUCAGGCAAACCAGAAACAAAGUGGCAGUGAAAAGGAUGCAUUGUAAUGUACCUGAAAAUGUGGAACUGGCUUUGCAAGAGUUCUGGGCCCUGCAAAGUGUCCAGAGCCAACAUGAGAAUGUGAUCCAGUUAGAAGAGUGUGUCUUGCAGAGUGGUCAAGUCUUUCAGCCAAUCAGCCGCCAGUACAGGAAAUCCGACAGUCAUCUGCUGCUGAUUGAGACCUGUCUGAAAGGGCGGAGAUGCAUGGACCCCAAGUCUGCCUGUUUUGUGUGGUUUGUUAUGGAGUUCUGUGAUGGUGGAAACAUGAAUGAUUUUUUGCUGUCUCGCACUCCAGAUUCACAGCUGAAUAAUAGCUUCAUGCAGCAGCUGAGCAGUGCUGUUGCUUUCUUGCACAGAAAUCAGAUUGUGCACAGAGACCUGAAGUCGGAUAAUAUUCUUAUUUCCCAUAGCCCUGGAGGUCCUUUAGUAAAGGUAGCAGACUUUGGCUUGAGUAAGAUAUGCCAGGGGAAAGUGAAUGUGAACCAGCAUUGUUUCUCAUCAGCCUGUGGGUCAAACUUCUACAUGGCACCAGAAGUGUGGGAAGGUCGCUAUACUGCCAAAGCUGAUAUCUUUGCCCUCGGGAUCAUUUUCUGGGCUAUGGUAGAGAGGAUUACCUUCAGGGAUGGAGACUCUGAGAAGGAAUUGCUGGGAACCUACAUCUGUCAAGGCAAGCAGCUUAUUCCUGUUGGGGAGGCGCUGCUGGAGAAUCCCAACAUGGAACUGCAAAUUCCUCUGAAGAACAAGAAGUCCAUGCCAGACGAUCUUUGCAGACUCCUGCAUGACAUGUUAACUUUUAACCCAAAGGAAAGACUGGAUGCCUUCCAACUAGAAAUUCGAAUCAGGAGAAUCUCUUAUGGCAAAAAGCGCCAACGCUCAUAGCAGCAUGGGGUGAUCAGCUAUUGAAACUGUGCUGUCUGUCUCUCCAGUACCAUCUGUUCUGGGAACAGGCAAAGUCUGCUAGUCUUGUGGAACCAUCAUAGUUGAGGAAGAGUCAAACUUUGGAAUGUAGACCACAAUUAAGAUUGCACCAGGCAAUAAAACCACUUUGAGGCACUUUAAAUGUUUGUAUGGCAGAGGGUUGGCUACUCACUGCAACUCUUGCUUGUUUUGUCAUACUUUGGUGAUGACUCUAUGUUGACACAGCCUCUAUGCUAGAAAUACUUAUUUGUAUGUGUGCACUUUUGUUACCUCAGACUGUGUAUUUUAAAUUUAAUAAAAGGUUUUAUACAGA